This is a messenger RNA of Diaporthe amygdali, 1200 nucleotides long. Its product is annotated as vegetative cell wall protein gp1. Bases 1 to 1200 code for a protein of 399 amino acids. The record is from RefSeq and is a predicted model, not a curated record. Lineage: Eukaryota; Fungi; Ascomycota; Sordariomycetes; Diaporthales; Diaporthaceae. The transcript has a single exon.
AUGAACGGCUACUACUACAGGGACGAGUUCGCGACUCCCUCGCCGACUCCAUCUCCCCGGGGACCUGCAUACUACGCCUCCACCCCGCAACGGCCUGCGACGCGAGCGCACUUCCGGCACAUGAGCAGCGGCAUGAACGACUACUCGAGUCCGCGCCCGGCGGCAUUCUCGCCGCGGUACAACAGCGAUGGGCUCUACUCGACCAACGCCGCAACUGCUAAUGUGAGUGCAACGCGAUCAUCGCGGAAACAAUCAUUUUCUGGGACGCGCCCCAAGCGCGAGCGUCGGUCUUCUUAUUCCUACUAUCGGGCCUCUGAUUCACAUGGGGAAUCCGACGAGGACGAAUAUGUCGAAGUCAACGGUGUCACCUACGUGAUACCCGCGCGGACGAGGUCGAAGCGCCACAGCAGGCAGGACGAGGGUCUCUACUAUUCUGGUUAUUAUGAUGGGCAUGCAACUGAUCGCCACCACUAUGCACAGGCCUCAUCCCGCCGUCCGGCCAAUGACUAUGACAACAGGUACGAGUUUGCACGCUACUUUGAGGAGCAGCCACGCCGCUCGUCUGGACACACCAGGCGUGCUUCCCAGUCAACCCCCCAGCGGCCUCAGACAACGCGGCCUGCCAGCUCCCACCACAAGGCCCCACCGCCAACAACCAGGAAGGCGACCGAGGCCGACGCCAAGAAGUAUCGCAUUCCUCCAGGUUACUCAUUGAAGAACUGGGACCCGACCGAGGAGCCCAUCCUUCUGCUUGGCUCGGUGUUUGAUGCCAACAGCCUGGGGAAGUGGAUCUACGACUGGACCGUCUACACGCAUGGCCCCUCGACCCCGAUCUCUGAGAUGGCGGGUGACAUGUGGCUGCUGCUCAUCCAGCUUGCUGGGAAGAUCAAGAGGUCUAAGGAGUGCGUGCCGCGGAUCAGGACGCUCGAGAACCGGGAGAUGAUUGAGGACUUCAUCGAGUCCGGCGAGCGCCUCACGGAUAAGCUCCGCAAGGUGCUCAAGACGUGUGAGUCACCCAUGCUCAAGGCGAGCAAGAAGAAGGAGCAGCUGGGCAAGAACUCGGGCAUCGAGUUUGUCGAGACGCUCUUCGGGCGCGAGCGCGAGCUGGAGAAGUCUGAGCGCUUCAUGCAGUCGGUGCGCCUUUGGAACCUGCGCUUCGACGCCAACUGCGAGGACGUGCUUAAGCAGCCUUCGAAAUAA